Messenger RNA from Penicillium maclennaniae, 1884 nucleotides. RefSeq names its product glycosyltransferase family 2 protein. The transcript has 2 exons. The record is from RefSeq and is a predicted model, not a curated record. Bases 1 to 1884 code for a protein of 627 amino acids. NCBI's taxonomy places the organism in Eukaryota, Fungi, Ascomycota, Eurotiomycetes, Eurotiales, Aspergillaceae.
AUGGGGAAAAUGAAGUACGAUAUCCAAGAGCUGGCUCAGGAUCAGCGAGUUCUGAAAGGUCAGCGGUAUCAAAAAUUUGUUUACUACGCGGCCCAAACGGGAAUAUGGAUCGGCCAUCUGUAUUUCACUUUGCGCUUACUUUCGGUCCUGUGUAGUCCAUCAUGGACCUGGCCGGUAUGGACAUUACUUUUAGUUGAAGGAGUAUUUUGGCGUGAGUUUCCUUGCUUCAACACAUUGACAGACAAUUCAUCUGAACUUAUCAUAGAUUUGUCUCGAAAAGAGCAGCUCCGGGCUGUUGCCGCAGGAAAUGUUCCGCAUGAUGGUCCUCGCAAAAGACUCAGACUCAUGAGCAAUAUUGACCUGCCUCGUGUGGAUGUUUUACUGCCCUGCUGUGGUGAGGAGGUUGGUGUGAUCAUGGAUACUGUGCACGCAGCUUGUAACCUUGACUAUCCGAUCUCUCAAUUCCGAGUUCUGGUACUUGAUGACGGCGGUUCAAACAUACUCGAGAAAGCUGUGAGCGAAACGCGAUCGCAAUGGCCACAGCUCUCAUAUCACUCCCGCGGCAGACAGUCUGGCCAAGUAUUUGCCAAAUCCGGGAACCUGAACUACGCCCUGAGCACAUUGCAACAAGAGUACCAGCCAGAGUUCUGCGCCGUGCUGGAUGCUGACUCUAUCCCAGAGCCGCAAUUUCUCCGCGCGACACUCCCUCAUCUACUUUUGAGCCCGGAGUCGGCCUUAGUCUCUACACGGCAGUAUUUCUCGAACCUGCCAAAGGGGGACCCGCUUUCCCAGACUCGCAGCCAUUUCUACACGUGCCAGAAUGCCGAUCUGGAUGUUCUCGGUCGUGCUAUUGACGCAGGGUCCGGGGCAGUGUUCAGAAGAAAAGCGAUCAUGGACGUAGGCAUGUAUCCGACCUACUCCUUCUCUGAGGAUUGGCAGUUGUCCCAGAUACUGCAUGGCAUGGGGUACCGUACUAUACAAGUACAGGAACCCCUUCAAUUUGGUCUUGUUCCGACGUCUCUUAGUGGCCAUGCUGCUCAAAGAAAGCGAUGGAAUAUCGGGCACGCCCAGCAAGUUCCAGCUAUGCUCUCAGUUGGCAGCAAUAAGUUCUCUGGACUUCUUCGAUUUAAUAUCGCGUUGGAUGGAGCGGGCAUCAUCUUUGGAGAGAUAUGCUGUCUCUUUGGGUUUGCUGCUGUUCCUUUCCUGUUGGUCGUCGGUCAGCAAAUUCCUGGCCCUUUUCCAGCAUUGAUCCAGCUUCAAUUUGUCCUGGCUCUCGGCCAUGUCGCCUCGAUGUGGAUAUACGAGUAUCUGCAGGCUGUAGCUACCGGGUUCCAAAGUGCACCAUUCGCUCACUUGGAAAACAAGUGGCUUGCUAGUGAGAGUAUUUGGGGUGUCAUACGCUUUUAUUUACUGUCAAGCAAACCAAAGGGAUCGUUCGUUACUGGAAGCAGUGUCAAUUCUUGGAAUCGUAUCACAACCAUGUCUUUGGUCACGAAGCUCCGUCGAGACUUAUGGGACAAUGGCGUGUUCUACAACGUGAUUAUACUUCUUGCUACCCUAUGGGCAAUCUUCCACUCGCUUUCUACCGCCAUAUCCAUGCAUCAUGACGGCUUGGUCGAAUACUUGCUUACUACAAUUGCCUGGCCCCCAUUGCUGCAUGCAUGCUAUUUGUCUCUAAAAAGCCAUUGGGUGCCAGUGUCAUAUAUGCUUAACCCUCCACAUUAUCCUGACCGUAAGUCUCAGACUCACCGAUCUGAAAAGGUGUCGAAUUCCGAAGCCGUGGAUGAGGUCGAGUCGCGAUUGCGGCAAGGGAUGAGAAGUGUCAGUCGAGAUAUGCUUCAUUUGAGCCACAAAAUUAACGUUAGGGAUGAUGCUGAAUCCUAG